Molecule: messenger RNA, 729 nt
Organism: Theobroma cacao (cacao)
Lineage: Eukaryota; Viridiplantae; Streptophyta; Magnoliopsida; Malvales; Malvaceae
Gene: KCS7
Product: 3-ketoacyl-CoA synthase 7
Biological process (GO): fatty acid biosynthetic process
Cellular component (GO): membrane
Molecular function (GO): acyltransferase activity, transferring groups other than amino-acyl groups
Source: RefSeq, a predicted model, not a curated record
AUGGUGCCGUAUUACACUACUAGAGUACAGUACUUUGUUUACCCCUUAGAUUUCAACUGCUAUUGUCCACCCGAUAACUUGAGAGGCAUACUUGACUAUUUCGUUGAAUAUUUUGAGACAUUCAACAUUUUUGACAGACAAAGCAUCGAUUUCCAAGUGAAAGUGUACGAAAGAGCAGGUGUGGGAAAUGAAUCCUGUGUACCUCGUUCAGUUCACGAGAUUCCAUUUAAUGGUUCUUUGAGCGGUGCUCGGGAAGAGAUUGAAGAAGUUCUCUUUACAGCUGUAAGAGAUCUUCUCUCCAAACACAAAAUAGAUCCUAAAAGCAUUGAUAUUCAGGUAUCAAAUUGUAGCAUUUUCUGUCCCACUCCGUCCAUUACAGCCAUGGUGAUAAACAAGUUCAGGUUUCGAAGCGACAUAAAGAGCUUCACCCAUAGUGGAGUGGGCUGCAGCGCUGGGAUCUUGUCAAUAGGUUUAGUGAAAGAUCUCCUCAAAGUUCACAAGAACUCUCUGGCUCUGGUGCUCAGAAUGGAAGCUAUAACACCCAGUUUUUAUACGGGUAAAAGUAAAUCCAUGCUGGUAACCAACACUUUAUUUGCAUUCGGAAGCGGCUUUAAGACUAACAGUGCAGUCUGGAAAUGCAUUUCAGAACUUGAUCACAAGGAAACAAACGCAUGGUCUGAUAGAAUUCAUCGGCAUCCUGUGGAUAUUCCAAGUGUUUUAGACCAUUGA